Molecule: messenger RNA, 387 nt
Organism: Suillus discolor
Lineage: Eukaryota; Fungi; Basidiomycota; Agaricomycetes; Boletales; Suillaceae
Exons: 2
Source: RefSeq, a predicted model, not a curated record
GAUCUUGUUGAGCUGAGUGGUAACAUUGAGACAGAAGAUAGGGAGACGAUAUCCCAAUAUAACGAGGAAGUGUUGGAAGACGACCUGCAAGAUAACGAUAAAGGAUGGGUGAAUGAGGUAGACUUGUUGCGAAACACUGAAUCUGCAGAACUACAAAAAAACAUAAGGCCCAUUAAGUUUGUUCUGCUCAAGCUGCGAAAACUCACCUACAAGCUUAUCCACUCAACGACACUCCUUCUCCCAGCUUGGCACAGGAUCCUUCGUGAUCAACAGAUGUCGGUAACCAACAUGCCCCGCGAUGUUUCGACCUGUUGGAACUUGACAUACGACAUGUUGGCAUAUGCCCUUGCACAUCGGAAAGCAAUUAACGCUGUUACACAGCAAUGA